This is a messenger RNA of Stegastes partitus (bicolor damselfish), 2516 nucleotides long. Its product is annotated as coiled-coil domain-containing protein 81. The record is from RefSeq and is a predicted model, not a curated record. Bases 83 to 1993 code for a protein of 636 amino acids. NCBI's taxonomy places the organism in Eukaryota, Metazoa, Chordata, Actinopteri, Pomacentridae. Gene Ontology annotation, cellular component: microtubule organizing center. The transcript is spliced from 16 exons.
GGCCAAACUGGGAGUAAACUGGGGUUUGAGAAUCGUUUUAAGGCUCCCGUCCCGUCAGGAUUCUUCAGGUGGUUGAACAGAGAUGACUGACUUACUGCAGCUGGUGUCAGAGGAGGACAGACGGACCUACCCUGUUCUGUCCCAGCUCUCUAAAGACGAUAUUGACUGCAUAUGGGCAGAUGUAUCCGCCUACAUUGAACGUCAGAUGACCUUACAGAAAGGGGUCAACCUGCCAGGACUGGGAACCUUCACCUUCUCUCAGCAGAAGUUGGACAUUGGAAAUAGAUUCACAGUGAUCCAGCGACCCGUCUUCAUCCUGGCUGGGAAACUGGUCCAGGCUCUGAGUUUAAAACAGACCAGACCGCUGGCUGCAGGUGAUUUACCGGUGGUGCAGGUGAACUUUGCAGCUAUUUCACAAGAGACUCCUUUCAGUCGAGACGUCGUGGAGGGCUGCGUUAGAGAAACACUUCUUCUGCUCUUCAAAGCUUUGGCCUCCGCAAAAAACGUAUUCCUCACGUUCGAGGGAAUUGGAGUUCUAUCUUUUAAGAACAACAAGGUGCAGAUGAAAUUCAACAGAGAUUUCAUUAAUGCCAUGGAUGGAACUGGUAGACUGCAGCUAGCAUUGAACAAUAGACGUGGCAGCAGUGUUUCUUUACUGUCGGGCGGACUGUCCAGGCUUCAAAGGCCACAGACUACCAACUUCAUCACUCUGCCAACUGUCUGCUCUCCUCAGUCACACAACAAAGCCGGUGACAAAGAUGGACGGUGUUCAUCACCAGCUCCAGACCAGAGGAACGCAGGAGGAGUUCCCCAACAGAGAGAAUCUAAAUCCCAUCAGACACUGCAGCCUGCCAAGAUGAAAGCUGUCAGCCUAUCUGAAGAACUAAAUCCAAACCCCCCUAUGGAGGCCACAGACAAGGCCACCAACUCCAAGUCAGAACAAGUGGUGCCUCCAAAACUGGAGGAACGUCUCUUGGAUGUGAGCUGCUCUGGACACACCCGUGCUGGACAGGAGUUGUGCUACCUUUGCAUGCAGCGAGCCCAAAGAAAUGUUCCGGUGUAUCUGAGGGAGCAGCAGCAGGCAGAGGAGAAAGCUCAGGAGAAACUCUUACUGUUAAAAGAACAACAGAGAGACCAGCAGUACAUGGAGGAGGAACAGGUAAAGCUAAAGGAACAACGUGAGCAUGCAAAGCAGGUUGCUGCACUCAACCUUCAACUGUCAGAGAAGAAAGAGAAGAUUGAUGGUGAAGUGCAUCCCAAUUCAUUCAUAUUCCCGACUCGGCCCCUCACACCUCCCAGGAGGAUUCAGCAGCAUCGAUACAUGAGCGAUCUUCAGAGCCAGAUAGGGAGACGCCGGAAACACGAAGCAGAAGACCAGCAGAACCGUCUUGUGAUAGAGUGCCUAGACCAGGUCCAACUGACCCAGGAGAUAGCUUUGAGGAAGGCUCAGCAGCUCCAGCAGAAACAGGAGAAAGCCAGGCAUUACAAGAGGGCUCUGGACACUCAGGUGGGGGAUAAGAAGUGCACUGAACCUCCAGAGUUCCAGCCUGACACCUCCAGGUUCAGCCGCUGUAAGACAGCAGCCAGCAACACAGAGAGCCGAGACAGAGCACAGAAGCUCUUCCAGGUGAAUUUCACUGCUGCUGCUGAGAGGAAAAAAGAAGAACUGCACAACCGCCAGCAACAGCUGGAGAAAGAAAGAGAGAUGCUGCAACACAACAAAAUGGAGUUAAUAUUGGACCGCAUUCAUCGCUUUGAGAAGAAGCGAGACAUCAGUAAGUCGCUAGAAGACGAUUGGAGUCGCAGUGCGACGCUCAAACACAAGCGAGAAGAAGAGGAGAGACGAUUCCUGAGGUCUGCUGGUCAGCUCCUGGUAGAUAAGCUUGCAGAGUACAAGCGUUGCUGCCAGUGUAAGAGGAGGACCACCAACUGUGGAGAGACCAACAUCUGGAAAGAGUCUCAUUACCUCUCUGGCUCACAGUUCAUGAUCUGAUGAUGAACAGUGAAGCCUGCAGCACCAUUUGAACAUCAGUACGUCACAACCUAAACAAGACCUCAACGCCUCAACUCAUCACGUGACAGCCACUAAACAUCUAAAUGAUAUGUUCUGCAUAUAUGAAGCAUACUUUGGUGUUGUGAUUUGCAGUGCUAUUUGUUGUUUUAAUCACUCCUUUCUUCAAUCAGUCUUUGGAGUUCAUGCUUGUUACACUUUAAUCUUCUAUAUUUUGUUGAUUAUAUGUCCCAUGAUUGCAUGCUACAGAUGUCAGCAUAACAUCAUCUCUCAGUCGCUCAUAUAUUUUGCUGAAACACACAAAGAAGCUCCGGAUUUGCAAAAUGUCUGUGCUAACAUGUCCUGGUGGCCUUCAUGGUUAGGGCUUAUGCCACAUUCACACCUUGAUUCCAGUUGACAUCAGAGCUGUGUUGCCUCUUGUUCCCGUCACCCAUCCAUGUCUAUCUCUGCAUGGUCUAUCUAAUAAACAGCAAAACGGUGAAGUUAACACUGUGUACAAAGUUAA